AUGGAAAUCAUUGCUGAGGGUAAAAACUUUCGAUUGGUACAUGACAAUGAAUUGCCGAGCAUACUAAGUGAAUUGGAAAAGUAUUUACCGUACUCAUUAAAGUUCCAUCAAACAAUCAAGACUUAUUUAACUCAUCGAGUUUGGAAGUUUUAUUUUUAUGUUUCAAAAGUAUGGCCAGAAGAGAAUGUUCCUGUAUUUCUUCAUUUUCCUGGCUGUACAUCGACACCAAAUAAUCAUAUUUACGAGAGCUUUGGAUUCUUUUGUCCAAUUGACUCAUUAGAUUAUGUUGAUAUGCUUCAUUCUGAGGAUAUUCUUUUUGAUUGGUCAAUGCCAAUGUACCUGAAUUAUACGCAUGAACUCGUAGUUAAUCGUAUGGAAGAAUUUUUCAAAACAAUUGGUCGUAUCGAGAGGAUUCAGGGUGAAGUGUGGAUGUGCAAGGAUAGUAUCGAUAAAUUGGAAUUAGGUGAAUUGCGGUCCAAUGAAGUGGAGAUGCGUCUCUUAUGCGCUCAGGACGUGAAGGGAAUUCAUGAUCUAUAUCCAGCUAGCGAAAUUGAGAGCAUUGAGCUUUUUGAGAAGCUUUCGGAAGUUAUACCUGGUUAUGGUGUUUUUACACUCGAUGGAGAACUUGCAGCAUGGAUGAUUCAAAGUUAUUAUGGAGCUAUGUUUUCAAUGCAAACAAAACCAGAGCAUCGAAGAAAAGGAUAUGGCAUCUAUCUAGCACAAAAUCUAGCACGGCUUGUAAUUAAACGCGGUUAUAAACCAUUUGUAGUCAUACGACACGAAAAUGAUGCUUCCAGAAGUCUGUACACAAAGUUAGGAUUUGAAAAAGUAUUCGACAUGGCUAGGAUAAAGCUAUUUCCAUUUGAAAGUGUCAAAGAGGAAAAUAAAACAGUCAAUAAGGACGAAUCGAAUGGCAAUUACGUAAACGGUAGCGCAAAUUACAAACGAGUUAACAAUCAUGACGUAUGAGUUGAUUGAAAGGAUCUCAGCUUUAUGCAUUGAACAUAGUCUUAUAGUCAAAAAAAAGCAAUCUCCUCUCUAACAUAAUAAGAAGGCAAAUUAAUUAACUUUCUCCCACUUAAAGUAUUUCUGA
Molecule: messenger RNA, 1093 nt
Organism: Chironomus riparius
Lineage: Eukaryota; Metazoa; Arthropoda; Insecta; Diptera; Chironomidae
Source: the annotation of a GenBank genome assembly